Helobdella robusta is the source of this 318-nucleotide messenger RNA. RefSeq lists its product as hypothetical. Gene Ontology annotation, molecular function: structural molecule activity. Gene Ontology annotation, biological process: intermediate filament cytoskeleton organization; wound healing. Lineage: Eukaryota; Metazoa; Annelida; Clitellata; Rhynchobdellida; Glossiphoniidae. The record is from RefSeq and is a predicted model, not a curated record. The annotation marks the transcript as partial. The transcript is spliced from 3 exons. Gene Ontology annotation, cellular component: intermediate filament; membrane; cytoplasm.
GUUUGGCUGAUGGUGAUGGACAGGAGGAGGAAACUUCAAGAUGUCAUCGACAAUUUGAAUGAGGUGGAAGAAAUGAAGAACUUCAAUCCGGAUGAGUGGAUGGAGGAGUUCCUGAGCUGGAUGAACAGGAACACGUCCAAAAUAUUGACUUCCUUCAGAAAAUAUGAUAGAAACAUCACUAAUCACGUGUCCAGGAAGGAUUUUGUGGAUGCUAUCCUCAAAACGGGCAUGCCAACCUCCUACCUGAAAGUUGAGGCCGUGGCGGAUCUGCUUGAAAAGAACGAGCAGAUCAACUACAAAGAGUUCGUCAACUGCUUG